This is a messenger RNA of Neoarthrinium moseri, 303 nucleotides long. RefSeq lists its product as uncharacterized. The coding region runs from base 1 to 303 and encodes 100 amino acids. The record is from RefSeq and is a predicted model, not a curated record. Gene Ontology annotation, molecular function: endopeptidase inhibitor activity. NCBI's taxonomy places the organism in Eukaryota, Fungi, Ascomycota, Sordariomycetes, Amphisphaeriales, Apiosporaceae. The transcript is spliced from 2 exons. Gene Ontology annotation, biological process: vacuole fusion, non-autophagic.
AUGCCUUCCUACAUUGUACGUACCCGAUCCGCCCAGAGUCGAGGACUCCACCUGCUGCUCAGCGCACCGAGACUGACCCCUCUUCUCCUUCCCCCUCAACAGGUUACCUGCAAGGACGGCGCCACCGACGACCAGGUCGCUGCUGCUAAGAAGCACGCCCAGGACCAGGGCGGCAAGAUCACCCACGAGUACAACCUGAUCAAGGGCUUCGCUGUCGAGUUCCCCAAGGACUCCGUCUCGACCCUCGAGAGCCACGAGCACGUCAAGGCCGUCGAGGCCGACAAGGAGAUGAAGACCCAGUAG